Messenger RNA from Symbiodinium necroappetens, 1047 nucleotides. NCBI's taxonomy places the organism in Eukaryota, Dinophyceae, Suessiales, Symbiodiniaceae. The record is from the annotation of a GenBank genome assembly.
AUGGGAGUUGGAGACUUUGUCGAGCUGCUGGAAAACAAGUACGGCCUUCGUGAGGGGCAGCGUUGCCUUGUCAAAGGCGAAAGCCGAGAUGGAAGGUGUUGGCUUGCAGAGGGCGGCCAGCAGAUCACGAAAUCCCAUGUCGAUGAAGCCUGGGUCUGGCGGCGUUGCACACAGUACCAGAUUGGUGACGCGGUCUUCCUUCGACCAUCUGAGAUUAGAUUUACACAAAACUCCGUUGGCUUCAAGUUCCGUGACGGCAGGACUCUCAGUGUCUUGCUUGAUGAGCUUACCACACGGAAGCGCAAAAGGGAGGUUGAUCCGAUUCGAGUCAUACUGGCUGAUGGCUGUUUCUAUGCGCUGAACAAUCGUCGUCUUGCAGUCUAUCGGCUUUUGGAGAUUGCCGGAGGCUGCGGACGGAUCAAAUGCAUAUUCACUGCCGAACCGGAAGGUCUCCGCCACAAGUUCACGACCAAGUGCGAUGGCGAAUGGGUGGAUGUUCGCGGUGUCCGGGGUCGGUCAGAGUGGAUUGGCAGAAAUGCAGACGAGACGUCCUGCUGGGCUUGCAACACGCUACCUGUUGACACGGUGUCACGACGCAGAGAGGUGGGAGCUUUUGUGAAUCAUCACGAGGAAGGGCUUGGACAAGUGGUUGGCCCUGCAGAGAAUCCAGCUGAGGGUGAUGUAUCGGUAAAUUUCCAGGACAAAGUCCUGGAUGUGUUUGCCUACCAGCUUUCGCUGCACCUGCGUCCGAUGAUGACUAUUGCCCACAAACUCAACUUUAUGGCCCGUGCCAAACGCAUGGGCACACGACUCUGCCAGAACUUGUGCUCCUGCGGCUGUGGCGAGCGUUGCGGGGAGCUUGUGUGCGUCUGUGGAGAUUGCGGUACCCCAUAUCACAACGAGGGCCGCUACUGUUGUAACUGUGCCGAAGCAUUGGGCUUGGAUCUGGGAAGCUUCGAGGAUGAGGAUGGUCAUCGUCAUGCUGGCCAUACGCACGACGGCGCUGUGCGUGAACACAACUGCUCAGACUCUGAGAAUGAGUUCUGA